This is a messenger RNA of Panthera uncia (snow leopard), 681 nucleotides long. Lineage: Eukaryota; Metazoa; Chordata; Mammalia; Carnivora; Felidae. The record is from the annotation of a RefSeq genome assembly.
AUGAACGAAAAUCUAUUCACCUCUUUCACUACCCCAACAAUAAUAGGACUGCCUAUUGUCGUAUUAAUUAUUAUGUUCCCCAGCAUUCUAUUCCCUUCACCUAAUCGACUAAUUAAUAACCGCCUAGUCUCACUCCAGCAGUGAUUAGUACAACUAACGUCAAAACAAAUAUUAGCCAUUCACAAUCGCAAAGGACAAACUUGGGCCCUAAUACUCAUGUCCCUCAUUCUAUUUAUUGGAUCAACAAACCUGUUAGGCCUACUGCCCCACUCAUUUACCCCAACUACCCAACUAUCAAUAAACUUAGGAAUAGCUAUUCCCCUAUGAGCCGGUGCCGUAAUCACCGGAUUUCGCCACAAAACUAAAGCAUCCCUAGCCCACUUUCUACCACAAGGAACACCAAUCCCCCUGAUCCCCAUACUUGUAAUUAUUGAAACUAUUAGCCUUUUUAUCCAGCCCGUGGCUCUGGCCGUACGACUAACAGCUAACAUUACUGCAGGCCACUUAUUAAUACACUUAAUUGGAGGGGCUGCUCUGGCUCUAGCAAAUAUUAAUGCCUCUAUUGCUCUAAUUACCUUUAUUAUUCUCAUCCUACUAACAAUCCUUGAGUUCGCUGUAGCCCUAAUCCAAGCCUACGUCUUUACCCUACUUGUAAGUCUAUAUCUACAUGACAAUACCUAA